Messenger RNA from Eurytemora carolleeae, 1308 nucleotides. RefSeq names its product facilitated trehalose transporter Tret1. The coding region runs from base 21 to 1259 and encodes 412 amino acids. Gene Ontology annotation, biological process: transmembrane transport. NCBI's taxonomy places the organism in Eukaryota, Metazoa, Arthropoda, Copepoda, Calanoida, Temoridae. Gene Ontology annotation, molecular function: transmembrane transporter activity. The record is from RefSeq and is a predicted model, not a curated record. The transcript has 17 exons. Gene Ontology annotation, cellular component: membrane.
GGAGUCAUGGAUAUAUUUACAUGACUGAGGAUCAGUCUACAUGGUAUUUAAGUUUAAAUGUGCUGGUUGUAUUGGCUGGCGCACUGGUUAGUAGUCCUUGUAGUGAAUGGUUAGGAAGGAAGCGAAGUUUAAUGGUGAUGCAUGUCCUACAGAUCGUGUCAUGUAUUAUCAUGUUUUUUGGACAUACCUACCCUAUAGUACUAGCAGGCUGGUUGUUCAAUGGGUUCUCUGCAGGCUUUGGUGUCAUGCUGCCAUAUACUCUAACAAGUGAAAUAUCAACCAUUAAACUCAGAGGAGUUCUCGGAAAUUUGAACAAUCUUUGCCAAAGCUAUGGAAACCUGUUAGUUUACGGGAUAAACAUGAUAAUACCUCCGCAAUACUUGGUAUUUACCGGUAUUACUCUUUCUCUUCUCUUCCUAGUAUUAUCUCCUCUAAUCGCUUAUUCUCCACAUUGGUUAGUCAGAAAGGGAAAAAGGAAUGAAGCAGAAAAUAUGCUCAGGGUGUUGAGGGGAGCUGAAUAUAGCGGAAUAAAUCAGGAGAUAAAGGAAGUUUUAUCAGUUACUGAUAUUAACGUCAAUAAUAAGUCUUGUAUGGCGCGCUGGAAAUCUCGACAGUUUCUUAUUCCUUUAGGAAUUCUGCUAAUUAUGUUUGGAUCAAUUGGACUCUGCGGCCGAAGUGCACCUAUUACACACUAUGGACCAAGUAUGUUUGCUGAUUUUGGAUUCACUAUUUCAUAUCAAAUAAUCUUGCUUUUUAUUCCAAUAGGGACUGCAGUUGGAUAUACAGCUAGUGUGUUUAUUGCUAAAAAACUAAAAAUAAAAAUGCAAUUUACUAUGUCAGCUUGUAUCAUGAUAGUGGCUGCAGGGUUGAUCUCAUUAGCCUAUUAUCUAAAGGAGAAUUCUAGAGAGGAGGAACACCGCAAGCUUUCUUCUCAGUUAUUCUUUUCAUUUGGCGUGUUUGCUUUGACAUUAGGAUAUGGUGCAGGGUAUGGUAGUAUUACCUAUACUGCUAUUGGAGAACUGCUGUCCCCCGAGGAUAAGAGUUUAGGAAGUGCUAUAGUUGUGUCUACUAGAAUGAUAGUAACUACUGCUGCUCUUAAGGUGUAUCCAUAUGUUCUUGGGGUCAUCGGUUAUCCAAUUUUGUUCCUUGGUCAUGCCACUGUCAUCUUGCUAACAACAAUUUUUGUGUUCAAGUUUCUCCCAGAUACGGAUGACAAGAGUAUGUCGCAGAUUCAAGCUUUGUACAAGAAGAAACAAUAGAGACUCAUCUACAAUUGUUAAACCAUGAAUAAAUUCUAUUUAUAUUAAA